This is a messenger RNA of Procambarus clarkii (red swamp crayfish), 4674 nucleotides long. Lineage: Eukaryota; Metazoa; Arthropoda; Malacostraca; Decapoda; Cambaridae. The record is from RefSeq and is a predicted model, not a curated record.
GUGUGUUGGCAUCUGGAGCAAGAACACCCUCUGGCGGAGAAUUCCUCGCCCUGUGCCAACAGCAGGCGCCAUCUGUGAGGGUAAUCUGUGGGGGCUUUGAGACAGUAAGCAGAGCGUAUUGUGGAGCUGGUCGUCCUUGGUGGGUGAUGGAGGAGAGCCAGAACCUUGAGGACAGGAGGGAGGGAGACAGUGACGGGCCUCGCCAGCAGACGCUCACUCUUUGUGGUACAGCACAACAUUGCCACUCAACAACAUUUCAUGACAAACACGAGGAAGAAGAAAAUAUCACAGAUCAAGUUCAGGACACUGACGACGAGUUCCAUAACGCUGUCGAGUUUCAGGAUACAUACACUCAGCCCAACAAAGUUAACGAUGAGUUCCAGAAAAAUGACCAGAAUUUUCAUAACGGUGACGUUGCCCUCAGAAAGCCUGACUGUGGCACUAGUGGAGCUGAUGAAGCCAGGGACGGCACCAACAACAGUGGCAACAAUAUGGUUCAAAAGGCAAAAACUCACAGAAGGAUUCCUGCCCCAUUGUCACUUCCUCCACCUUCGUCAUCUCUGUUUUUUCCUGUAUACACCUUGUCGUCCCCGUCGUCGCCGUCGUGGGAGGGGAGGUCGUCUCUACGACUGGCCACCAUCAACGAGGAAUACACUGUCGGUAUGAGUGACAGGAGCAGCAAACUGGUGGAGGUCAGGCAGAAGUUCGUCGGCGUCCUAGGUCGACUGCGGACUAAGAGCGAGUGGUGGACUUUCGAUGGAAAGUUCGAUCCGUUUCAAGUUUUUGAAGUUGAACAUGAGGCGUGUUUGGACUUUGAGAUCAAAAUUGAACGUGGAGAAUCCAUCACCAAAGGCAGCACUCUGCAAGACCUCAUGGACACUCCAGAUCCAUAUGUUAUACUCAAGAUUCCUGGGAGCUCAAACUCCUCCAAAAGAACCAGUCAUGUGGACAACUGCACCAAUCCCAUCUGGGACGAGUCUUUUCACUUCUACCUCGACCCUUCUAAAGAACACAACUUAAAGGUGGUAUUGAUGGAUGCCAACUACACAUUGGAUGAAACUCUUGGUGAAGACUCGUUCUGUGUCAAUGAGUUAACUAAUGAUAUUCCCACUAAACACACAUUUGUCUUCCCCGGUGGCUCUAAAGUACACACACUUCUUAAGCUACAGAAAAAUAAAACACCCGAUCUUCGUUUCUCUCUUGCACUGUGUAAAGAAGAAAAAGAAUUCCUUCAAAUCCGUCGGAAGAAAGUCCUACUUGCAAUGCAGAAAGUAUUGGGAACAAAAGCACCAGACACAGAAAGACAGGUUCCCAUUAUUGGUGUUCUCGGAUCUGGUGGUGGGUUUCGUGCCAUGACGUGUCUCAGUGGUGCAGUGAAGGCCCUUCAGGAGUCUGGCAUCCUGGACUGUGCCACAUACAUCACAGGACUCUCUGGUUCUUCAUGGUACAUCUCUACGCUGUAUUCACAUGAUUCCUUUCCUGAUGUAACACAUGCUCAAAUACAGAAGGAACUUCGUGAAUCUGUCACCAAGGAUUGGAAGUGGCAGCUUCUCCAUGCACCUGCAUAUGUAGCCAGUAUGGUUGCCAAAUAUAAGCAGGGUCAGCCUGUGUCCUUUACAGAUUUUUUUGGCCAUCUGCUUGGAGACGUUCUUCUCAAAGGGCAAAAACACAAGAAAUUGACUGAAUCACAACGAAUACUUGUACAAGGAGUUGUUCCUAUGCCUUUGUAUACCUGCCUUCAUGCAAAGAAGAAAGUAUCCUGUCGUUCUUUUUCAGAGUGGGUAGAAUUUUCUCCAUAUGAGAUAGGCAUUGCUAAAUAUGGAACUUUCAUGAAGACACAAGACUUUGGAAACAAAUUCAUUGUAGGAAAAAAAAUUAAGCAUUUUGAUGAAUUUCCUCUCCACUUCCUGCAAGGAGUGUGGGGCAGCGCCUUCACAAUACUCAUCAAGAGGCUGGUGAUGGAAGGGGGGAAGAAGGACAUUGUGCAGAUCAUGAGAGAUGCUCAGAAGGACGAAAUGGAAAAACAAAGAGAUGACACUCACAGCUCAGGAGAGAGUUCGGACUCAGAAGAUGAGGAAGAUAUUCAGGGUAAAGAUGAUAAAGAAUCUGAAGAAGAAGAAUUUGAUGUCCCAAGAUACUCUGUAGCACAGCCAGUCAAAGUAGAUUCUUUGGAAAAUGAGUUAUCAGGAUGUUCUAUCUCAGAACAUGGAGAAACUGUUAGUCCUUUUGAGCAAGAGGAGAAAAGUUCCACACUACUGUCAAAAAAAAACUCUCCUUUUCACCGGAAAUCUAAUCAAAACAAAACAAUGCUGACAGCCAAAUCAGUUGAUUCUCUUCAUCUAAAUGGUACAGAGGAAAGGAAAAUAUUUGCUGGAAGAACUGAAGGAGAUUCACAACAAAAACCCCGAAAAUUCUCUUCUGGAUUUAACUUUGACCUAACUAAGAGAAAGACUUCUAAAGAUAACAGAAAGACCAGCUCUGAGAGUGACCCAGGGGGUAAGACAGAGUAUCAGGCGAAUCAGACGGCUGUUACCUCAAGAUUAGUUCGCCAAGGAGCUUUUAAAGCAUCUCGGAAAGAAGGAAAUAAUAGGUCUGCACCCGGACCAAAAGUCUGGGCUGAGAGAAGAAAAACCUUUCGAAAGUCAAGAGUAGAAAAGAAAGCAGGUUUAUGGGAUGGCCUGAAGCAGAACAUCAUGACUGGAGCCAAUAUACUAAAUUCCAGAGCUGGGAGAGCAGGGGAAGUGCUCAAUCCCUUCCGAGGCCUUUCCCUCAGACAUUCCUUUCCUAUAUCGCCUUUUGCUGUUGAUGUUAUGGGUGAAGAUGAAGACCAGGAGGAUACAGUGGAUUCUGACUUGGACAUUGGAAUGAGUAGCAGGUAUAAGCCCUUAGAUAACACAGCAAAGAAGUUGUUCAUAGUUGACUCUGGGCUGGCCUUCAACUCUCCGUACCCACUCCUUCUGCGACCACAACGAGCUGUUGAUAUUUACCUUUCAUUUGACUUCUCUCAGAGGCCCUCAGACAAAGCACAGCCUUUCAAGGAACUACUACUUGCAGAAAAAUGGGCAGUGCAAAACAAAGUCCCAUUUCCUCCAAUACAAAAUCAGGUUGGUCAAUAUGAAAAUGAAGAAGUCCGUGAGUGUUACGUGUUCAAGCAUCCAACUGACCAGUUUUGUCCAGUCAUUCUGCAUUUUCCACUGGUCAACAACAAAUUUAAGAAUUUUAAAGCACCAGGAGUUCCAAGAGAAACAGAAGAGGAAUUCAGUUUUGCUGACUUCCCCAUUUUUGAUGAUCCUCUGAAUCCAUUUUCUUCUAUGAACUUUGUAUAUGAGCCAAAGCAGUUUGAUCGCCUGACAAAGCUGGUAGAGUUUAACACACUCGUCUGCAUUGAUACUAUAAAGAAAGAAAUUGCAGACGUUAUAGUGAGAAAGAAACAGUUCAUACGAAAGAUAUCUGUAAGUGAUGUGGUGAAGACAGCAAAACGUGUGUACAGUUUUUGUGGCAACAGAAGUAGUAUGGAUCUUAAAUUGAAAGUAUCCCUUGAAAAUGAACGUCAGUUGAAGAAUUAUGCAAUGAUGUCUCGUGGACUUGACCGUCAAGCUAGUAGAGACAGUUCUGAAGGUGAAUAUACAGAUGCAUUAGAGGAGCUAACUGAUGAAAGCAUAUAUUUGUGAACAAGGUCUCUGGGUCACUGUGAAUCAAUAUCAUAACACAUCAUUUUUCCUGAAAUACCAGCUCACUUCAUGAUCUUCAUAUGAGCUUUGAUGUAGCUAUUUAAUAUUAUAGUUUUUCUAUUGAGCUUAAAAGGCAUUACUUUAAAGAUUUAGACAAAAUAAUUUACAGUAUUUACACAUUUAAAGAUAUUAUUACCUUCGUGGUUGAUAAAAGAAACCCUGACUAUGGUAUAUAUAUACUUGAGACAUACCAGUCUUUCAAUUUGAUAUAUUGUACCAGAAUAUAUACUGUAAUAAAGUUGCUUGAUAGGAUUAAAAGAAGUCAUUUUAUUUUAGGUUUACUUUUUAAUUCAGUAUUUCAGCUAAACACAGUCAUAUAUUGGUUGGUAACAACGAGAAGUAAGUUUUUUUAUUACUAAAGUGUAUUGGUAUACUUGCAAUUUCAUUUUCCAUCUCUGAGCAGGAAAAUGAUGAUGAUAAAGAUGGGCAGGAAAUUAUCUGUGAUUUUCUCACACUUCAUUUUUCACAAAAAUAUUAUUCAUGACAUAUAUAAUCAUAUUUAUUUAUGUUAUAAAGCUUAGUACAAAAUAUAUUUUAUACUGAGUACAUUGAAAACUUGUAUAAAGUGUUAAGUUUUUCUGAUUCAUAUUUUUGUAAAGUUUGACUCUCCCAAAGUCAAACAUUGACUUUGUAUCUUUAGUGCUACAAGCUGGGUAUGACUCCCAGAAAAUAUAUCCAAUGCUACCAGCUGGGGGACUACCUGUUUUUAACAUAAUACUGUGCAUAUGCUGUAAAGUGCAGUAUUUAGGUGUGAGUACAGUGGCCCCUCUGUUUACGAAUUUAAUCCGUUCCAGAGAAGGUUCAUAAGCCGAAAAUUCACAACCCGAAACAAAAUUUACCCACAAGAAAUAGUGUACACUGAAUUAAUCUGUUCUACACUCCCCAAAAAAUUAACUUCAAAAUAUAUUUCAUACCUAAUUCACAUAAAUAUUUAGUACUAUGG